AUGCAAAUCAGAAGUCUGCUCGCAUAAUGCCAGCACGACAUAAGCGUAUUAGGUGACUUUAGACCACUAAGCGCCUUUUUUAUAAGCUAACUGAUCACAGGCGAGCGAGGCAAAGGUAUGGCGCUGAUCUGCAACAGUUGACACUUGGAGAAGACUGAGCAACAGAGAUGACGUCACUGCGAACAAUUUUCCUGAUUUGCACGAUUGUCACCGUUGUCAUGGCAGCAGACAAGCCUCUGUACAUCGGAGGGCUUUUCGACUUGAGUACUAAGCACGGGUACGGAGCGCUUCCCGCAGCGGAAAUGGCGAUAGAGGAGAUCAACAGUAACGCUGGCAUCCUAUCCGGAUACUCUCUCAACCUGCUGGUCAAUUCUACAGAGGGCGGUCUUGGGUUGGGCCAGUCAGUGUUUCAGGAUUACCUAAACAAACCGCCAAAUAAGGUGAUGCUACUGGGGCCGCUAGACGACACGCAUGCCAGAGCGAGCGCCUCCUACGCUGCUUUACCCGCCUACCGACUACUCACGUUCUCGUACGGGACGUCCGACCUGGAGCUGGCCGAAGACAGGAAAACCUACCCCUACUUUUUCCGUACCUUUCCUUCAAGGUCAGAAUACAGUCUGCCAAUGAUAGGGAUGCUGAAGGCUUACAACUGGAAUGUGGUCGGCAUCGUCUACGGGGAUUCGCUCAUGGACUUUAAGAUAAUGCAACAGCUGCGUACACGCGUGCAAGCGGAGGGGAUCUCGGUACUAGCGGAGGUCCAGUUACAGGCCAGUGACCCGGGACGGCCAGUACGCACAUUCAAGGAAAAAGAUGUGCAUGUCAUCCUAGCAUUGAUCCCUUUGGGAGCAGCGGCAAGAAAGAUGUUUUGCCAGGCUUACAAGGAGAAAAUGUACGGCCCACACUAUGUGUGGAUACUUCAGGACGGUAGCAGUAAUGGUUGGUGGAGACCGUCGAGUGGAGAGGAUAUAGGAGGGUGUGCGGGCGUCGAGAUGGACUGCCAACUACAAAACUCCUUCUACCUUAAAUCCGCGGAGAACUCGGCCCAUGCUGGCAUGGUGUUUCAGCACUCGGGCAAGAAUGCAUCCACGAUCCUGAAUGAGUAUUACUCCAGAGUGGACUAUGUUAACAGCACCCAAAACUUGACCGAUACAACUAACAGGACGUCUUACGCUCUUUACGCCUAUGAUGCUGUAUGGGCUAUUGCGCAUGUGCUGAACAACUCCCGCGCGCAGCUAGAAGCCUGGGGCAAGCCGCUAGAGAAUAUAACAUACGGGGACCAGCAAGUGGCCGACUUGUUCAACACCGAAGCCCUGAAAUUGGACUUCAGAUCCCCAAACAUGGGAAACGUCAAGUUUUGCAAGAAUGGAAAUCGAAGAUUCGAUGUGAAUUUUGAGGAGUUAGUGAUAAGUGGCGGAAGUAUGAGUACUGUAAAGGCUGCGGACUUCGAUGUCAGUAAAACAUCUGACUGUGAUGUUUUGGGCAAUCGUUACUCGGCCGCUAGCUCCAUCAACUGGCUCGCUGGGGUCCCGUACCGUAAGACAGCAGUGACGUAUGGUACACGCUACAUCUACCGCGCCCUGUUUGGCGCUCUCGUGUUUCUGGCCUGCCUGGGGAUCAUCUAUGCCAUCGUCUGCUACCUGGUCGUCCUUAUUAACAUGAAAGACAGUAUCAUCUGGAACUCCAGCCCUAUCAUCAACAUGAUCAUCAUCUUCGGCUGUAUACUCAACUACAUUACCGUUAUCCUCUACGGCUUUGAUUACACUCUGGUCAGCAUAGUCACAGUAUCAAGUAUCUGCAGGGCUCGUGCCUGGACGUUUGCCAUUGGCUUUACUCUGUCUGUCGGUGGUCUAACAGCUAAACUCUGGAUAGCAUACUGCGUGCUGAGUGACCGGUUUGUCAAGAAAAGGAAAAGCAUGCUUGUGUGGAUGAUUUGUAUUGUGCUGUUUUUCUUCAUCGUGGACAUUAUCAUCCUUGGGUGCUGGGAGGGUUUGAACCCACUUCGAAGAGAACUUGUACAAUACCGGGAUCAGGAGCUGUUCAAGUGCUCAGAACCAAUCACAGCCAAAACCUUCCAGGCAGAAGUAAUCUCGGUUGAGCACUGCCGAAGUGAGAACGAGUUGAUGUGGCUGCUCAUCAUCCUCAUCUACAAGGCUCUGGUCUUGCUGUUUGGACUCUUCCUUGCUUGGCAGACCAGGAAACUGUACAUCAAGUCUCUUAAUGACACACAGCACUGUGUGGUCUGUGUAUUCGUCGUGCUAGUUUUCGUUAUUAUCGGUCUGAUUGUCGCGUUCGUGGUCCCGAUGUUUCCCAACCUGUACUUUGGGAUCAUUGGGUCUUGCAUCUUCCUGUGCACGACUAUCAUCUUGGCGCUAUUAUUUUCUCACAAGAUGACUCGUGUGUCGUGUCUGUGCGGACCAUGUGGGAGGAAGAAAUCGACGGCGAAACUUAUCAGAGUCACGAGCCACGAAGAGAGACUGAAUGAAGAUAGCGACGAUGGGGAGAGCAAAGGUUGCUGCGGCUUAAGCUUCUGUUUAUGUUGUGCAGCGGCUUGUGCUUGCUGCGCAUGCUCGCCAGCCUGUUGUAUCACGUGCUGGUCUUGUUUUCCGUGCUGUAAUCUAUACCUGUGUUGUCGCUCGUGCUGCUGUGGCUCAAAGGUGAACCCAAGUCGAGAAAAUAACGAAAAGGUCGAGUUUUACAUCAAUGGUCAAGCGCAAGAGAAGGAAGGGCAGAUUGCGUAUCUUCUACGCGAACUGCAUGAGAGAGACGAGCAAAUCAAGCACCUUCGACCAUCGUACGCUGUCGUCACGACCUGGACACAAACCUACGACGACUCGGACUCAGACUCGGGUGGAGAAAUGAACGGUGGGUCGUCAAUGGACAGCGACGGUAGCUAUAGUGACGGUAGCCAUAGCGACGGUGGCAGGCGUCGCGGAAGAGGCUCAAGGAGAAAGAGAAACUCUGUGAAGAUUUUCAACAAAGGGCACGAUUGGUCUCACGUACAAAGCCGAGUGGACACUGGGGUCCGCAAGACGCCAUCUCCGUCGCCUUCAAAGACGAAGGACGAAGGGUACUAUUUAAACGUGUGGCGAGCUGGAGGUGGAAGGGCUACAGAUAAAGAGUUGGAGAGGCUUAAAGCGGAGCUAGAAGAGAAAGACAAAGAAAUCAAGCGAUUGAAAGCUGGAAAGCCGCCAACGGUUAGAAAGCAGUCUACGAGUUCUCAAAAGAAUGUUACAAGAAUAAUCAAGCCUGUCCCCGAAGAACAAACAGACACCGACGAUAAACAAUGUCAGACGGACGCAGAUCUAAUCAAUAGCUCGGAAACAAAGCACGUGGUCGUCAUUAAUAAAGAACCAAAGGAAAAUAGAGCUCCUAUUGACGUCACACUCGUCAAAACAGAAAAUCACAACCCGUCUUUCCAGAGCCCACUCUCUCCAACAAGGGGGAAGAAACCAUCUGUCAAGAAGAAAGGUAAAGUACCUAAAAAGGACAAGACACAAGAAAAAGAGGUGGAACCUAGAGAAAAUCCCAAGUCGCCAGACGAAUGGCUUUUUGGUCCGCCAAAUGAAAGUCCACCAUCAGUGGUAACCAUACAGACCACAAACUCUCCUGUUAAAGAGGAGAAGCCCACAUCUCCGAAACCAUUAGUAUACAAUAAAAUCAAUUCACCACCAUCGCAAAGGAUAGUUUCUAUUCACGCUAAGAACGAUUCACCAACUACGACAGAAAAACCAAAGUCCCCUGAAACAUGGGUGUACAAUAAGCCAGAAUCACCACAAGAACGGGUAGUGUCUAUCCAACCAAGGAAUGAUUCGCCUAUUAGGAAAGAAAACCAGAAGGAAUCGUCACCGCCAACAGUCGUGGCUAUCCAGACAAGAAAAGAGUCUCCAACACCGGAAGAUAAACCAAAGGCUCCUGAAGCGUUGGUAUACAACAAGCCAGAGUCUCCGAAACCUGAAGAUAAGCCAACGUCUCCGAAAACGUUGAUGUUUACUGAACCUGACGAUAAAAAAGAGGAGAAGAAGAAGCAAGAAGAAGAGGAGGUGCAGAAAGAACUGAAAAGAAAAGAGGAGAAAGAAAAACAAAAGGAGGAAAUAGCAAGACAAGAAGAAGAAAGGAAGGAAGAGGAAAAACGAAAGGAAGAAGAAAAGGAAGAGGAAAAAAGAAAGAAGAAAGAGGAGGAACAAAAAGAAAAAGAAAAGCAAGAAGAGGAACAAAGGAAAAAAGCGCAGGAAGACAAGAAAAGGGAAGAAGAGGAGAAGAGAAGGCAGGAGGAGGAAAAAGAAGCAAAACGAAAAGAAGAGGAAAAGCGAAAGGAGGAGGAGAAACAACUCGAAAAGCAAAGAAAAGCUGAAGAGGAGAAGAGAAAGGAGGAGCAAAGAAAAGCUGAAGAGGAGAAACAAAAAGAAGAAGCAAAAAGGAUAGAAGAAGAAAAUAAAAAGAAAGAAGAAAAGGAAAAAGAAGAGGCAAGAAAGCGUUUGGAAGAAGCGCAGAAACCGCUGCUUUCACCUUCACCGCCUAACAACACUCCUGUGGACGACAAAAAGAUCGAUAAUGACGACAACGCACCACAUCCGAAAGACGAACCUGACAUUCAGGAGCAACCAGAAAAUGAAGACGAUGAUGAUGGUGGCGAGGAAGACGAUGGUGACGAUUUUGACGAUGAUAAUGAUGAUGGAAAUGGCGCUGAAGAUGAUGAGGACCACGAGGAUGGAAGCGGAAGCGAGAGCGAUGGACAAGGAGGAAGGCGACCGAAAAAGAGAUCCCGUAAAAAGAUACCUCAUCACAAACUCAACUGGAACGCAAAAUCAAAAGUAGACACAUCUAGCGGGUAUGUAAAGCGCCCUACGAAGAAAAUCAAAACCUACAAAGUAGAUUACUCUAAGGUAAGAUCGAAACUAGGGGCGUCCUCGAAUGCGCCCCCCAAGAACCAAGAGGAGAUUGAGAAAAUGCGAGAGAGAAGAAGACAAAGAAACGCAGCCAAAAAAAGAUUGCAGCAAGAACCGUCAAACAACCGUAGAAGGGCACAGAAGGAAAAAUAAUAAGUAGUUUUAGUUACACUGAGGUGAAUACUUAAAAUUCCUCCAGCUUUAGCUGAACGAAAAUAUACAUAAUAUUGUAUCCUAGAUUUGGUAUAGCUAGUAGAUGAUAGGUAUAUCGUAGAUAUUUCUGUAAAAAGUAUUUUGAGCGACCUCUUAUUUAAAAGAAAAUAUAUAGAUAAAAGGACUGUAAAUGUCAUAAACUUAGAUGUUCCAAAAUGCCAUAGUGUACAUAGAAUAUCAUUGUAUCGUUCAGUGCAUCAAAAAGAAUGCAAAUCUCAACUGAGCAUAUUUGUAUACUAAUCCUGUAAUAUAACCUAAAGAUUUACGUAAAUGACGAAAGAAUACUCAACAAUGCCGCUACAGUGAAACAUUAAAAAAAACAUAUCGAAAAAUGAAAUCGUUAUUUUUUUAUACAUACCUGAUCUAAAAAAAACCUUUGUCAGUGUAAACGGCGAAUGGCAAAUGGCAGUUCCCAGACCAUGCCUAUGGAUACUAAUUAUUCGAACGAGCUAAAGCAAUGACAGGGCCAUACAUCGAUUGCCUUUAAUGGUUAUCGUAUGAUUGAUCCAUGUCUUCCUGCCAUUUGCCAAUCCACGUUUGCCGUUUGCAAUGACAACGUUUUUGAAAAAGGUGUAUUCACUGUUGCGAUCAUCCAAGAUCAUUGUAACUUAUAGCUAUAUCGCAGCUCUAUCGAAGUCCUUCCUUUCGAAGUCCUUCGAGUUCUCGUGGAUAGAUUAGAUGGACAUUUGACGAAAGAUAUUCGCUUUAGACGUAUUAUCGCAGGAUCUGGUUAGAUGUACAGGGAAAUGAAUCAGUACAAUGUUGAAAUGCUCUGUUUUACGCCUCUGAAAACCGACGAAGGGCUAACGCUUGAAACGUGACCGAAACUUGAUUCCACCAAACAUAUGCAGACCACCUAGUUAUUCUACAGCUUGUCUUUAGUUUUUCUGGUCAUGACAUAUUAUGUAGAGUUGAAGAUUACGUUUACUAAGAGAGGGCACAUUUGUGUCUAUUUAAUAAAAUAUAUGAAACGUG
Messenger RNA from Nematostella vectensis (starlet sea anemone), 6074 nucleotides. RefSeq lists its product as uncharacterized. Gene Ontology annotation, cellular component: G protein-coupled receptor heterodimeric complex; membrane. NCBI's taxonomy places the organism in Eukaryota, Metazoa, Cnidaria, Anthozoa, Actiniaria, Edwardsiidae. Bases 168 to 5039 code for a protein of 1623 amino acids. Gene Ontology annotation, biological process: gamma-aminobutyric acid signaling pathway; G protein-coupled receptor signaling pathway. The transcript is spliced from 19 exons. Gene Ontology annotation, molecular function: G protein-coupled GABA receptor activity. The record is from RefSeq and is a predicted model, not a curated record.